Molecule: messenger RNA, 3281 nt
Organism: Oryctolagus cuniculus (rabbit)
Lineage: Eukaryota; Metazoa; Chordata; Mammalia; Lagomorpha; Leporidae
Gene: GPR50
Product: G protein-coupled receptor 50
Biological process (GO): G protein-coupled receptor signaling pathway
Cellular component (GO): plasma membrane
Molecular function (GO): melatonin receptor activity
Source: RefSeq, a predicted model, not a curated record
CUCAGAGAGGGAGGCACGCUUUCCUGGAGCUGCUGGCCAGGGACGGAGCUGGUGUUCGCUGCCGGCAACCGCUGCUGAUCCUGAGUGCUCAGGGAGUUCUUAAAGGUCUCCAGGAGCAACAUGGGGCCUACUCUAGCGGUUCCCACCCCAUUCGGCUGUAUUGGCUGCAAGCUGCCGCAGCCAGACUACCCACCGGCUCUAAUCACCUUCAUGUUCUGCGCAAUGGUUAUUACCAUUGUCGUAGACCUGAUCGGCAACUCCAUGGUCAUUUUGGCUGUGACGAAGAACAAGAAGCUCCGAAAUUCCGGCAACAUUUUUGUGGUCAGCCUCUCUGCGGCCGAUAUGCUGGUGGCCAUCUACCCCUAUCCUCUCAUGCUGCACACCAUGUCCAUUGGAGGAUGGGAUCUGAGCCAGUUCCAGUGCCAGAUGGUCGGGUUCAUCACAGGGCUGAGUGUGGUCGGUUCCAUCUUCAAUAUCCUGGCCAUCGCCAUCAACCGGUACUGCUACAUCUGCCACAGCCUCCAAUAUGAACGCAUCUUCAGCGUGCGCAACACCUGUAUCUACCUGGUGGUCACCUGGGUCAUGACCGUCCUGGCUGUGCUGCCCAACAUGUACAUCGGCACCAUCGAGUAUGAUCCUCGCACCUACACCUGCAUCUUCAACCACCUGGACAACCCUGUCUUUGCCGUGACCAUCGUCUGCAUCCACUUCGUCCUCCCUCUCCUCAUAGUGGGUUUCUGCUACACAAGAAUCUGGACCAGAGUGCUGGCGGCCCGUGACCCGGCUGGACAGAAUCCCGAGAACCAACUUGCUGAGGUUCGCAAUUUUCUAACCAUGUUUGUGAUUUUCCUCCUCUUUGCAAUGUGCUGGUGCCCAAUCAAUGUGCUCACUGUCUUGGUAGCUCUCAGUCCGAAGGAGAUGGCAAGCAAGAUCCCCAAUUGGCUUUAUCUUGCAGCCUACUUCAUAGCCUACUUCAACAGCUGCCUCAAUGCUGUGAUCUAUGGGCUCCUCAAUGAGAAUUUCCGACGCGAAUACUGGACCAUCUUCCAUGCUAUGCGGCACCCUAUCCUGUUCCUCUCUGGCCUCAUCACUGAUAUCCGUGAGAUGCAGGAGGCUCGUGCCCUGGCUCGAGCCCGUGCUCGUGCCCGUGCCCAAGCCCACGGACAAGCCCAUGAGCAAGACAGUGCCCUUGUCUGUCCUGCUGUGGAGGGAACCCCGAUGGGUGUCCGGAAUGUUCCACUACCCGGUGCUGCUGCAGCUGGCCACCUUAACCAUGCCUCUGGCCACCCCAAGUCCCAUUCCAGGUCUGCCUCUGCAUACCGUAAGCCUUCCUCUAGCCACUACAAGUCUGUCCCUAGCCACUCCAAGACUGCCUCUGGCCGCCCCAAGUCUUCCACAAUCUACCCUAAGCCUGCCUUGGUCCACUUCAAGGCUGAUUCUGUCCAUUUCAAGCCUUCCUCUGUCCAUUACAAGCCCACUUGCAGUCACCCCAAGCCUAUUGCUGGUCUCCACCGCUCUGUUGGCAAGCCUGCUCUCAGCCCUGCCGCCAGGCACCCUACACCCCCCACUGGCUACAUCAAGCCUGCUGCCAGCUAUCCUGAGCCUACUGCUGUCGGCUAUCUGGAUCCUGUUGUCUCUGACCACCCUGAGCCUGCCACUACCAGCCACGCUGAGCCCACUGCUGUUGGCCACUCUGAGUUCUCUGCCUCCCAAUACCUGGAGACCACUAACGCCAGUCACCUGGAGUCUGAUGUUAGUGACCUCUCUGAGCCUGCUUCCAGUCCCAUUACUGGGUCCCCCAAGCCUAAGGCCAGCCAGCUGGAGUCUGCUGCUGCCCUUCCUGACCCUACUGUAGUCGCCACUGCCACCAACGAUUCCCAUGAGGUUAUGGUUAUUGAUGUUGAAGAUGAUUCUGAUGAAAUGGCGGUGUGAAAAUGCUCUUGGCAGCUGGCCAGGCAGUGGUCCCCCUCUCCAGUUUGAUUUGCCUAUGUAAUCCAAAAUGAGAUCCCUACUGCAUUUACACAAGGACAGAGACACAGCUGGACGCUGACCCGCUGACGUGGUCAAAGCUUUCAGGCAUACUUCUCCUUGACAUCGUGUCCUGUAAAGAACAAAAACAAAAACAAAAUACCUGUGCGUGUGUGCGCUUGCAACUUUACAGACAAGAUUUUCCUUAAGAAAAUCUGUUGUUUCUGCUAUGGUUGACCUUCCGUAAUCCCUGCGAUUUAAGACUUUGCUUUUUCUUCCCAUUCCUGUGUCACUCUUUCUCACCUUUCCUCCUUUUCUCUGCCUUGAUCCUGCUUUCUUCUCCUACUCCCUGAGGUGUGGGGGAGGAGUGCAUGCGCAAUGGUCAAAGUGUCCUGGUGAAGGCUUCUGUGAACCCAAUGUGACCGCAGCCUUCUCUUUGUCAGUGCGUGACUCUAUUGUAUUUCAAGGGCAGUCAGAAAAGCAGUUGUGAUCAAGUGCAAGUACUAGAAAGCUUCUCUUGUAAAUCUCAGCAACAAAAUAUGACCCAUGUCUGAAGAAUAGAAUUUGAUAAUAUCUUAUUAAAAUAAAGUUUUCUGCCUAUGAGAUCAUAUGGCAGAAGGAAAGACACGGUUACACCAGUUCGUGUUUUGUGAAAAUUCAAACAUCACUGCUGAUUUUAUAGUCAAACAUGGUUAUGAAUGAUGAGAUGUUUUUGCUUUAUUUGUUUUUGGUGUAUAUUUUUUAAUGUUUUCCAGGACUUUCUUUCAUUUACUUCCAUAGAAACAAAUCUAUUAAUGAAUCAGUUUCUGCUAAAAUCCAAACAUAUGGUUGCUAGGACCAAUUAUAGUCAUGCUUUUAAUAUAUUUUAUAACUACUUUUUUUUUUUACCUCAGCCAAAUGUUUUUACACAAUCACUGUUUACAUUUUACAUUCUCAUUAACAAAGGAAGUUGAAGUAAUACUGAUAGCCAGAAGCAGAUGGAGUACUGCUGGGGAAGUUGUACCUGAGUAUUUCUCCUUGUUCCUGGAGAGAGAGAUGCUACCCACCAGUGGACUGGGGCUCAGUCAUAUGCAGUGUGAAGCCGUAGACAUCUUGUGUUAGCAUACUUGAUGGCCCAGGAAAUGAUUUUUCUCUAGAAUUCAAGGGGAAAAAAAACCUGCUGUUUAAUAAAAAAAUUGAAUUGUCUAUUCAAAUUGACAUUUUAGGCAAAGUUUACUGUACACAAGCUUGUAAACGACAAGUGGAAAUGUAUUAUACUGCCUUAAUUCUAUUCUCUAUUUGUGAUAACAAUCAAAUAAAAAGUGUUUUGUGGC